Molecule: messenger RNA, 1095 nt
Organism: Drepanopeziza brunnea f. sp. 'multigermtubi' MB_m1
Lineage: Eukaryota; Fungi; Ascomycota; Leotiomycetes; Helotiales; Drepanopezizaceae
Molecular function (GO): oxidoreductase activity
Source: RefSeq, a predicted model, not a curated record
AUGCCGAAAGCAAUUGUAAUGAAGCACAUCGAAGGGAAGCCAGGGAAGGUCUACUACCCCCUGCAGAUCAAAGAAGUUCCUGCCCCGGCACCAGGGCCCAACGAUCUUACUAUUCAGAUCCACGCUGCCGCCCUCAACCACCGCGACUUCUUCCUCCGUCAAGCUUUAUACCCCGCCCCCUCCUUCGACGUCCCCCUUCUCGCAGACGGCUGUGGCAUCGUAAAAUCCGUCGGCUCUUCCGCCUCACCGUCGCUGGAGGGAAAGCGGGUCAUCCUGACGCCCGGGCGAGGCUGGAAGGACUCGCCCGACGGCCCGGAAGCACCCAGCGGCUACCAGAUCCUCGGAGGCACGACGACCAUCCCCAUCGGCACGCUCCAGGAGUUCGUCACGGUUUGCGAAGAUGAGGUUGAGCUGGCGCCCGCGCAUCUCAGUGCUGUGGAAGCGGCUGCGCUGCCUCUGACGGGUCUGACGGGCUGGAGGGCGUACGUGAGCAAGAGCGGGAAUGCACAACCGGGACGCAACAUCUUGGUUACGGGCAUCGGUGGUGGUGUCGCUUUGAAUGUGCUGCAGUUCGUGGUGGCGAUGGGCGGAAACGCCUAUGUGACGAGUGGGAGCCAGGAGAAAAUCGACCGGGCGGUAUCUAUGGGCGCCAAGGGGGGCGUAGGCUACAAGACGGAGGGAUGGGAGAAGGGGUUGAAGGCGCAGCUGCCAAAGGAUAGGCCGUAUAUCGAUGCGAUUAUUGAUGGUGCCGGUGGGGAUGUCAUUGCUAAGGCAGUGAAGCUUCUGAAAGCUGGUGGUAUCGUUGUUCAGUACGGCAUGACUACUGCUCCCAAGAUGGAGUGGACUAUGAACGCUGUUCUCAAGAACAUCGACCUCAAGGGAUCCACGAUGGGCUCCAGGAAAGAGUUCCGAGACAUGGUUGCAUUUGUCAACGAGAAGAAAAUCAGACCUGUCGUCUCGAGGUCGGUCAAGGGCAUCGACAACCUCCAAGAUAUCGAUGGUUUGUUUGAGGAUAUGAGGAUUGGGAGCCAGUUUGGAAAGCUGGUCAUUGAAUUGGUGCCUGAAGAGGGAUCUGCCAUCUUUUCCGUUUCAUAA